Ctenopharyngodon idella (grass carp) is the source of this 1906-nucleotide messenger RNA. It is a transcript of the gene scarb2c, whose product is annotated as scavenger receptor class B, member 2c. Lineage: Eukaryota; Metazoa; Chordata; Actinopteri; Cypriniformes; Xenocyprididae. The record is from RefSeq and is a predicted model, not a curated record. Gene Ontology annotation, cellular component: cytoplasm; membrane; lysosome. Gene Ontology annotation, molecular function: scavenger receptor activity. Gene Ontology annotation, biological process: protein targeting to lysosome; receptor-mediated endocytosis. The coding region runs from base 148 to 1590 and encodes 480 amino acids. The transcript has 12 exons.
GGACUGUGUUUCAUUAGAAACAGUUGUUUUCCGCUCUGUGUGGGUUUCGCUGUCGCUGUGCUGCUGAGUUCCUGACACAUGUAAACACUCUCAGUCCGGACCAGCUGCUCUGUCUCUUUGUCCUUCUGUGUCCGAACCGAGCUGAUCAUGUGGCUCCGGUCCUGCUGUGUUUGGACCACUGGGUUGAUCUGCAUUCUGCUCUUAAUCGCCGGGAUUGCGAUGGUUGUGUCGCAAGUCUUUCUGAAGCUCUUAAACAACAGAAUAAAGGAGCAAGUAGUUCUGGAAAAUGGAACAGAAGCGUUUUCGGUGUGGCAAAACCCGCCGCCGCCUGUUUACAUGCAGUUUUACUUCUUUAAUCUGACCAAUCCAGCAGAGGUUCUGAACGGAGACAAACCCUCGGUCAUAGAGAUCGGCCCGUACACGUACAGGGAGUAUCGACCAAAAGAGGAUGUGAAAUUUAUGGACAACGGAACCAGAGUUCAGGCUGUCAAUCCAAAAACAUACGUGUUCGAGCCUGACAUGUCACGCGGCUCUGAGGACGACCUCGUUCGGACGGUCAACAUCCCCGCUGUGACCGUGAUGGAGAAGUUCAAAGAUAGCAUCUUAAGUCGCGUCAUCUCUGACCUGAUGAAAUCCAUGAGCGUCGGCGUGUUCAAGACGUUCAGGGUCGGUGACCUGCUGUGGGGUUACGAAGACCCGCUGCUCAAAAAACUCAAAGUCUUUGACCCUUUGCUGGACAUCUACUUCGGACUUUUCUACAAGAAAAACGGCACAGAUGACGGUGAUUAUGUGUUCUUCACGGGGAAGCAGAAUUAUCAGGACUUUGCUCGUAUAAACGAGUGGAACGGACAAAGUUCGUUAAACUGGUGGAGUUCAGACGAGUGUAACAUGAUCAACGGCACCGACGGAGCGUCUUUCCAUCCGAUCGUCACAAAAACUGAGAAACUCUAUAUAUUCUCCUCUGAUCUGUGCAGGUCUCUGUAUGCUCUGUACGAGUCUGACGUGAACGUACAAGGGGUUCCUGGUUUCCGUUUUGUUCCACCCAGCGAGGUUUUCGCUAAUGUUACGGUUAACCCAGAUAACGCAGGCUUCUGUGUGCCGGCCGGUAACUGUCUCGGCUCCGGCCUCCUCAACGCCAGUGUGUGUAAAGAAGGUGCGCCCAUCAUCAUGUCCUCCCCUCACUUCUACCAGGCAGAUGACAAGUUUGUCCAGGAUGUUUUCGGGAUGAAUCCCAAGAAGGAGGAGCACGAGACGGUCAUUGACAUCAACCCGCUCACGGGACUCUUGCUUCGGGGAGCGAAGCGUGUUCAGGUGAACGUCUACCUGCAUCAGAUCCCAGCGUUCAGUGAAACUGGGAAAAUCCGGACGCUGGUGUUUCCAGUGAUGUACCUUAAUGAGAGCGUGGUUAUUGAUGAGGAAUCUGCCAAGAAGCUGCAAGUGGUGGUUACCGAGGCUAACGUGAUCGUCAACAUCCCCUUCAUAGUCAUCAGUGUAGGCAUCUUACUGGGCGUGAUCUUCAUCGUGUUCAUUUGCCGACAGCAGGUGCCAGAGAGCACUGUGGAUGAGCGGCAGCCCCUGAUUUCAUCAUAAACUCACCAGAUGUGGCCAUAAACUGGAGGACAUCAUGAUGAACUAACAUUCGUUUAGACUUCAAGGUUGAUUUCAUUUUCACACGGCGAGAGUCAAAGGUUGAAGGAGCAGAGAUUGAUGCAUCAGACGGCUCAAAGUGCAAAGUUUGUCUCAGGUCAGCCUGGCUGUUGGAUCCAUCGCCCAGGUCGUGUUUUUAAUGCCAUUUAAAGCUUUUAGAUGAUUGAGUGUCAUGGAACCAAAAAAAAAAAAAACAUGUGCAGGUGCCUCCAAAUUAGCCAGAAUGAGUUUUGUGUUAUGAAAAAAAAAAUUCAGAAAA